This is a messenger RNA of Halichondria panicea, 1438 nucleotides long. RefSeq names its product ras guanine nucleotide exchange factor L-like. The transcript has a single exon. NCBI's taxonomy places the organism in Eukaryota, Metazoa, Porifera, Demospongiae, Suberitida, Halichondriidae. The coding region runs from base 156 to 1325 and encodes 389 amino acids. The record is from RefSeq and is a predicted model, not a curated record. Gene Ontology annotation, molecular function: protein binding.
AUGACUGCAUGGAAACGCCUUGUGUUCAGACAAUAAGACCAAGCAGACCAUUCAACUGAAGUGUGUUUGUUAUGUGCAAGUCAAAUUAGUUGUUAGCAAAAGGUUUAACUGUGAAGUGGUUGACAUAAAGACCUGGAAGUGACAUCACCUAAAGAAUGUACAGGUCUAAACCACCUCCGGGACCGGCAAGAUCAAGAAGCAUCGUCAACAUCAAGAAGCCAUCACCGCCAGUCACUCCAAAGAAACUUAAAGAACAGAGAAAAGUCACAGAUAGACUUGUGAGAAGGCUAUCCCAAGAAAUAAGAAGCCCCAUGGGACCUAUCCACGUUACAAUCGAUUACAUUGAUGAGAAUGGAGAGGAUCAACAAAAGAGGGUGUACGUGACUGAAGUGAACGGGACACGCACCCUGGAUCUCUACUCAGGCUGGAAUCCAGACACAGAGGAACAUAAGUUUCCUCUUGAAGCUCUACCGGCUACAGUGUGUACCCUAAUCAACCUACAAAGGCUCUGGGUAAGCCACAAUCUUCUCUCGACACUCCCCGCGGACCUGGACCGUCUUGUAAACCUCAAGGAGAUGUUUCUACACGGCAAUAUGUUUGAAGACUUUCCUAUUUCCAUCUGUUCGCUCAAGAGUAUCGAAAUCCUCUGGCUCAGCUCUAACAAAAUCAAGAGUAUCCCUAACGAGAUAGGGCAACUGAAGACGUUGAAGCGAUUGCAUCUCGACGGUAAUAAGAUCCGAGUGUUUCCCCCAGCACUGUGCACACUAACUGGCCUCGAGGUUCUUUAUCUGAACAAGAAUUUGCUUGAAGCAAUAAGUGAUGAUAUUGGAAACUUGUCCAGUUUGAAGCGGCUGUAUUUACAGUCCAACCAAAUCACUGAUAUUCCAAGUGGUAUUUGUAAACUGAAGACGAUUAAAAUGCUCUUUUUGGACCACAACAAAAUACACCACGUUCACAGCGAGUUCAGAUCCUUCAAGCUCCAACGAGAGUCCAAUAAUGCCAAGAUAUCCCUCGACAACAACCCGUCUACCCCUCAAAACAAGAGCAGUAAACUCAGUCUCACGAGUCUAUCACAGCUCUCCCUCACCCUCAAGGCCCGGAGGCAUUCCGACCAACACGACCAGGACAUAGUGUCUCGGCGGCCGCUACGAGUGUCUCUGCCUCAGACAAGACCUUCCGAAUCUCUGCCAGCUGAACUGCACUUACACUAUCAGGCGAGAUCUGCGUCAGCGUAUGGUGGCGAUCGGGUGGACAUGUACAAGGCUGACACACUACCGAGGUCUGGUGCUGUCAAGACGAGGAGAAGUACUUACCAUGAGCACUAACUCUUUUAUAUCUGACUAAUUACUGAAUAAUUAGUAUGUUUUGUUAUACCCUGAAUGUUAUGCAUAUUAAACAUCGAUGUUAAUUUGAAUAACAAUAUUUAUAUAAUUUCCUG